Cricetulus griseus (Chinese hamster) is the source of this 1222-nucleotide messenger RNA. The record is from RefSeq and is a predicted model, not a curated record. Lineage: Eukaryota; Metazoa; Chordata; Mammalia; Rodentia; Cricetidae.
CUAUGUGACAGAGCUGACUGAUCUAAUCAAAUCAAAGUCAUCACCUGAGCAGAGUGGGGUGGAUGACUCAGCUAACUUUGUGGGUUUCUUUCCAACCUUUGUGUGGGCUCUGAGAGAUUUCUCCCUGGAGCUGGAAGCUGAUGGAAAACCCAUCACUGCUGAUGAGUACCUGGAAUAUUCGUUGACCCUGACAAAAGGAUCUGAUAAGAAAAGUGAAAGCUUUAACAAGCCUCGGCUCUGCAUCAGGACAUUCUUCCCAAAGAGGAAGUGCUUUGUCUUUGACAGGCCUGCUCAGAGAAAGUAUCUUUCUAAACUAGAGACAAUUAGUGAAGAAGAUCUGAGUAGUGAAUUUGUAGAACAAGUUGAAGAGUUCACCUCAUACAUCUUCAGCCAAAAGGAUUACUAAAGGUCAGAAAAAAUGAAAACAGCCUGUUUACAGAGCCUGGUGCUGACCUAUGUCAAAGCCAUUAGUAGUGGAGAACUACCCUGCAUGAAGAAUUCUGUCCUGACUUUAGCACAGAUAGAGAACUCAGCUGCGGUGCAAAAGGCCAUUGAGCACUAUGAAGAACAGAUGAACCAGAAGGUCCAGUUGCCAACAGAAACCCUCCAAGAGCUUCUAGACAUGCACAGACCCAUUGAGAGUGAGGCCAUUGAGGUCUUCAUUAAGAAAUCUUUUAAGGAUGUAGGCCAAAAGUUCCAGAAGAAAUUAAGGGACCAGCUGGUAGUGAAGCGAGAUGCUUUUAUUAAGAAAAACAUGGAUGUGUCAUCAGCUCAUUGCUCAGAUUUGCUAAAGGAUAUUUUUGGACCUCUGGAAGAAGAAGUGAAACAGGGCACAUUUUCUAAACCAGGAGGUUAUUACCUCUUUCUUCAAAAGAAACGGGAGCUAGAGAAAAAGUAUAACCAGACCCCUGGAAAGGGGCUCCAGGCAGAAGAGAUGCUGAAAAAGUACUUUGAGUCCAAGGAUGACAUGGUUGAAACACUUCUAAAGACAGAUCAGUCACUCACGGAGGCCACAAAGGAGAUUGAAGUGGAACGUAUAAAGGCUGAAGCUCUUGAAGCUACCAACAGAGCUUUAGCAGAGAAGCAAAACAAGUAUGAGCUGCUGAUGGCAGAGAAGGAUAAGAGUUACCAGGAGCAUAUGAAACAGCUCACUGAGAAGAUGCAGCAGGAACGGGUACAGCUAAUGGCAGAAAAUGAAAAAAUUAUAUCUCUCAAACUUAAG